AGUUCCAUAAUAACGAUUGCGAUUCAGCCUUUGGCGAGGACAUAUUCUUUUGGACCGCCGAUGCCAUGUUCGCUUCACCGCCUGCGCUGCUGGCGGGCACGAAGCGCCUCGCGGAUAACGCUACAACUGCCUCUCAAACCAUAUCCUCGGGACUAACCGUCGAGAAGGAGUACCGCGCUGAGCACAUCGAUCCCCGGACCCUUUGCUGUUGCACAUGUCCCGAGCAGUCGCCUUGCGAAGCCGUCGCGGAUCCGCGGCCGGUGAAACGGAGAGCUUCCGCGUCGAAGGUUUUGGAAUUCCACAAUACUGAUGGAGAACAUUUGAAUCAGAUCUCGAACUCGGACCACCAGUUCCUAGACACCUGCUUCGAUAAAUUCUGCCAAGGAUGCGACUUCGAUCCAACUUGCUCUGACCCCUGCCCCGACCCGUGCCCUCUUCCAUGUCCUGGGGACGAUGCAUGCUCACCGGAAGAUGCCUGUUGGGAUCCGCACUGUGACCAAGGCCAAUGCUUCGACCACUGCGUGGAUCCAGAUUGUACAAAAGUUUCGUGUCCAAACGACCCAUGCUUUUGUCAAAAGUGUGAUACUCAGUCAUGUCCCCUGGGAGAUCCUGAUAACGAAUGCCAUCAGGCGCAUUCCGCUCCCACAGAUUCAGGCACCAUAUUCUGCUUCGAUAAUGCGCCUUGUCACUUUAAAGAUGGGCAAAACUUAUUCCAUCCGAGUCUUCCUGCUUGUGAUGGGUACCAGUGCUUCUCACAAGCUCAUCGAACCCUUGGACACUGCAAUGUUACUAGUCGGCCCUCGAAUACUGCGACACCAGCCUUAUCACCAGACAACUACACCUCACUGGGCAGCUUUAGCAAACAGCCAUCGCCAAUGCCCAGUACUGGGUCCACGUCCAACUGUUUCCUUAACAUCCCCUUUGAUCACUGCCACAUCAACCAAUCCUGCUGUCAUGGAACUGCCAGGGCUUGCGAAGACUUUACGACAGCUCCCCAAGAGCAUCUCGAUAUGUGGGACUCAGCGGUGACCCAAUCCAACGGUUUUGACAAGGAAACCCCGUAUCAGAUGUUCAAUUUUGGUUUCCAGACGAGCCAACCUCAAAGUACACUUUCAUUCCGGGCUAGGCCGACUCAUUCUACCAAUACCGCAUACAGCGGUGGGCUGUCAGGCGGCAUGCUUAGCUUUGACAAUUCAUACUGGAUGCUCCCAGACUCCCACUUUCCUGAUGUCUUCCCAGAAUCUCCAACUAGUGCCAACAACAAGCUGGACUAUCUCGCUUCGGCCAUCCAAAACGAAGUGCUGAAACCCGUCAUGCCACAACCCAAGAAAGAACCUCUCGAGAAUAGCUCAGUUCUUGAACCGCGUCCGGCAAGCUCAAUAUCGAGUGACUCGCCCAAAGCUUGCGUAUGCAAAUGGAAGCACAACCCUAACAGCCUCUGUCUCCAAGUUUUUGACACCCCCGAAGCUCUACACAAACACAUCAAAACCGCCCACGUCGACAACUGCACGCGCUGUUUAUGCCACUGGGAAGGCUGUGACUCUCAUUCUAAAGACUACAAACAACGUUCAAAACUCUCUCGUCACCUUCUUCUCCACGCUGGCUACAAGCCCUACACAUGCAGUUUCGAAGGGUGCAAUAAGAUGUUCGCGACUAAUCAAGCGAAAGACAAUCAUGAGAGAACGCAUACGGGAGAUAGGCCGUAUGUGUGUGAUCGAUGCGGGUACACGACAACAACUCAUACGCAGUUGCAGACGCACAUCAGCGCGCUUCAUUUGGGGAGUAAAAAGCACAAGUGCCGGUUCUGUGACUUCGUAUGUGCGGACUCAAGUAAUCUGAGUAAGCAUGAGAGAACGCACCAGACCCUUCGCCCCUACCGCUGUCCUCAUCCCGGGUGCACAUUCAAACCAGACUGUCGAUGGGAGAACCUGAAACGCCACUUUCGACGCAGUACUCAUUGCCCAAAGCUAUUGAUUGAAGGGAGUGAGGAGGCGAAGCAGUACCGGGAGAGCGUAAAGAAAGAGAUUGAAGAAUGGCACAGGCGCAACGGUGAUGGAAGUGGUGAGCGUGCACUCAGUAUUACGCCAAGGAGGAAAGGCAGGGGCUUAUCUUCCGAGUGAUUGUGAGUCGCUGGGAUCACGGUAAAGAUGUGGAUGAGAUUGGUGUUUUAUGGGAAGGCUGACGCGAGAUGAAGAGAUACAAUGGAAUGGGAUGAGCUAUGGUCUGCCUACGAAUAUGCCUUGCAUGAUUUACGAUUUGCGAUUUGCGAUUCGCAUGCAGCCGGAGCUUGGGCAUGAUUAUCAGAUUAUUAGUACUAGUCAUGUGACAUGCAUGAACGGCCAGCUUCCGAAUCGGGAAAGGGGAUAUACCACACACAUGCUAAGGUAUGCUUGCUUCAAACCCCUCCUUCCCCCGCAAGGGGAUGGAUAAUAUACUAUGGUUUCUAUGACUAGCUAUAUGGUCCAACCCCUUCGGCAAAGUCCCUAGGUUUGAAGUUUUG
Molecule: messenger RNA, 2500 nt
Organism: Lindgomyces ingoldianus
Lineage: Eukaryota; Fungi; Ascomycota; Dothideomycetes; Pleosporales; Lindgomycetaceae
Exons: 3
Coding region: 66-2120 (684 amino acids)
Biological process (GO): regulation of transcription by RNA polymerase II
Cellular component (GO): nucleus
Source: RefSeq, a predicted model, not a curated record